This is a messenger RNA of Lactuca saligna, 408 nucleotides long. The record is from the annotation of a GenBank genome assembly. NCBI's taxonomy places the organism in Eukaryota, Viridiplantae, Streptophyta, Magnoliopsida, Asterales, Asteraceae.
AACAAAGGAAGAUGAAGAUUUAUGUGAUGAUUUAUGGGUACAAAGAGCUAUGAUUGUAAUGGGUCUUUCUUGCAAGGUCAUGUAAAUCACUCAAUUUUCUGGAAGAAUCUCACUCCCACCAGUGAAGGAGGUGGCGAGCCACCAAAUGGUUCUUUGGGCUCGGCUAUCAACCAGAGCUUUAGUUCUGUGGAAAAAUUGAUUGCUAAAAAGAACGCAAAAGGCGCUGCUGUGCAAGGUUCUGGAUGGGUGCUUGCUGUUGACAUAGAGUUGAAGAGGCUUGUGGUUGAAACCACAUCAAACCAGGACCCACUGGUUACAAAAGGUCCAAGCUUGGUUCCUCUGCUUGGCAUAGAUGUUUCGGAGCAUGCAUUUAAACAAAUUUCAUUUUUGUAUGGCCCGAUUACUUAA